UUCCUGAUAAUCAUAAUAACCAAAUAAUAUACAAACUUAACGUUUAGUUAACAAUGUCAGCCUAAUCUAAAUCGUUUGGAGCUGCAGUCUACCUUUCAAGAGGAUAUCGAUUAGAGAAUGUUCUGCAUAAUUUCAGAAUGCUUUAACAACAAAGUAUUUUAGUCAGGACCUGUCUAAAUUGUACGAGGUAGGAAUGAUUGAAGGAAGGAAGAAUACAAAAUGACAGGACAUUGCAGCGCUGCUGAACUCUGACGUCACCUGACGUCAUCUGGCACAUCACUGCUCUUCUCUCUGGCAUCGCCUCGACCCUUUUUCAGGAACCGCUUCUCCUCUAGCGUCAUCAGGGCCAUCUGACCAGUAGUAGCUGCUCUACCACUCUCUCCCGCCCUUCCUGACGAUACCCGGAAACGGGGGAAAGGGGGGGAGGCGAGAAGAUGGCGUCGUUGCGCUUCAGGCGGGAUCCCUGCGGCUUCAUCUGCCUCCUUCUCACCUACUUCAGCGUGUUUUACGCCGACUACGUGGUGAUCCAGUACGUGCUGAUCCCGGCCUACUCUGACAGUGUGUGGUGUAGUCUACACGGAGUGGUGUUUAAUCUCAUCCUACUGCUACUACUCGCCUGUCACGCCAAGGCGGUGUUCUCUGACCCGGGCAUGGUACCCCUACCAGAAACUGCUAUUGAUUUUUCCGAUCUUCGCUCUCAAUCCAGGAUGAAUGAAAGGGUAGUGUGUCCCAAGGGGUGUGAAGGGUGGACAGUGUGCAGCAGGUGUGAGACCUACAGACCCCCUCGGGCGCACCACUGCAGGGUCUGCCAGCGCUGCAUCAGACGCAUGGACCACCACUGUCCCUGGAUUAAUAAUUGUGUGGGGGAGCUGAACCAGAAGUACUUUAUCCAGUUUCUUUUCUACACCGGCCUGGCCAGUCUGUACUCUAUGGUGCUGGUGGUGUCUGCCUGGGUGUGGAGGAUCCGCAGCGAGAGAGAAGGAGCUGCAGAAGGAGACGGAGAGGAGGAGGAAGCCCCCAGCAAACACCUCAUAGUGGCUCACUACAUUAUUCUGCUUGUUGAGUCGGUGCUCUUUGGCGUGUUUGUUAUGGUCAUCUUCUACGAUCAGCUGGUGUCCAUCAUAACAGACGAGACCCCUCUGGAGCAGAUGAAAAACAGACUGAUGAAGGACAGACCAUCCUCAUCCUCACAGCACCAGCCACACACUCACGCGCACACACGCAAGCCCAGGAUCCCCCUGCUCCGAGAGGUCUUCGGAAGAGCUCCUUCAUGUCUCUGUCUGUCUGUUUGUCUCUCGCUCUCUCUUUCCAGGCUCCAUGCUCCUCUGGCUCCUCCCCCUCCACUCCACCCCCCCUUCGGCCGGAGGGAUAAGCUACUCCGCCCUGCCCGACUAUGACGUCUGACCUCUGACCUCGGGGAGAGGGACUGUAUGGGUGAUGGAGAGAGGCGGCCCAGGUAGUCUGAGUGAGGGGAGUACGAGAGGAGAUUUAUUCUCCCAGACCAGCUUGACCUUUAACCUUAAAGGAGCGUCCGAAAAAGGAGAGAGAGAGUGACGGCGAGAUUGUGUGUGUGUGUGUGUGUGUGAGUGAGUUUAAUGAAGUGUAAUACAUUUUUGAAUCCCAGGAUUUUUACCACAAUUAUACUUGGGAGGGCAGACCAAUCAAUUACUGUUUGGGGAGGGGGUCCCAACAAUGUGGCCCUCGGUCGGCCCCCGAUCGCCCCCCGCCCACAGGUUGAGGGCCGCUAUGGUCCUUUACCAAAAGUCUUAAUGAGUUAGAUGGUAUCUCACUGAAAUCAUACCCAAUGUAUUAUUUAUUGGUUCACAUUCAUGGAUGGUUCUUUAAUAUUUUUUUACGUAAUUAUUUAUUUACUUAAGUUACCUCUAUGUUAUUUAUUCAUUUUAAUGCACCCCUAAUCAAUGAAGCUAUCUUUAUCCAAAGAGAUAAACAAUAUUUAUUUAUGUAUUAUAAUUUGUAAAUAUUACUUUAUUUUAAAUGCAUAUCAAGAUGAGGGGAACUUUCAGUCAAAGAACAAAGUUUGGCAAAUGAAUGAUGGUUGUUGGUAUUUACAUAAUCAGACCGGAUCUUAUGCAUUUUUACCAGCAGAAAAAGAAGGGAGUAGAACUGAACAACUGAAUUCAAGCAUAACAUAUUUAAUGUCAUAAAUGUCCACUUGUGACAAUUCAAACUGUUUACCUGACUAACCAAAUAAUCAUCAUGUCACUCGUCACGUCGUUCGUUAAAUAAUUUGUUACAUUAUUUGUUACAUCGCUAGUUUAGAUAUUUGUGACAACAUCAUCGGAUCAGGCAGGUAGUAAUAGUUAAUCUCCCUCCAGUAUGCCAGUGUUAAUGAGAUAAUUCCUGCUUUCUGCAGAUGCAUCAUACAGUGUUCCACAAUAUAUCACCAAACUAUAACCAAAAUCCCAGAUUAAAUUCAACUAUAGAUAUUUCUAAUUCCUAUUUUGCAGAGGAUAUUGGUUCUUGUCCCAUGGUUCUGUCUGUUCUGUUAUAAUGAUUAGUUUCUAUGGUAUGAAGGGAGUUGACCAUGUUCUUUAAUAUGCAUGGGAGGGAGUUGACUAUUGCUUACUAUGGAUGAGAGAUUAUCAACUUUGUGGUUAUCUAUGGUAUGGGAGGGAUUUAACUGUUUACUAUGGUAACAGAGAGAGUUGGUUGUUGUUUCCUAUGGUAUGGGAGGGAGUUUACUGUUUACUAGGUUAACAGAGAGGGUUGUCUGUUGUUUACUAUGGUAUGGGAGGGAGUUGAAUGUUUACUAGGUUAUCAGAGAGGGUUGGCUGUUGUUUACUAUGUUAUGGGAGGGAGUUGACUGUUUACUAGGUUAUCAGAGAGAGCUGGCUGUUGUUUACUAUGUUAUGGGAGGGAGUCGGUAGUUGUUUACUACAGUUUGGGUAGAACUUUCCCCGUCAAAAGGUGCUCGGUUUCUAUCCCUCAUGUCCUCAGCCUACUUCCGUAGACUGAAGAUGACUUCUACAAGCUCCUCAAUUACAUGUUUAUCAAUGCAAUGUAAGUCCCUUGGGGUAAAAGUGUCUACUAAAUGGUAAACAGUACGGUGGAGUGUACACUCUGGAUUUAAGUUGAAAUUCACCUCAACCCACGCACUAUACAUAGGCCAUAUUUCAAACUGUACUGAAACAACCGCAGCAGAAUAAGCUCAAGCUUACGAUCACUGGGACAACAUGGAGGUACCACUUUGUUUCAGGGAACAAAGACACAAAUGGUACAUUCCAACCAUGCAGCCUCUGCACAAAGAAAAUGGGGUUUGAACAGAAUACUCGAACAGUAUUGGGAUGGGAUUGGAAGAAAGGGCACUAAAGUAACUGAUUUCUCUCAUCCUAACAGGAUUGUAAACAGUUUUCUUGAUGUGAUUGCUCUGGGUUUGACUUGUUCUUACUGUAAAUAGUUAUUCAUGUAUUUUAUAUUGAAACGUGUGCAAUAUUGUUGAAGGAAAAGUUACUGAGUUUGACUUUGUCUGUUUAUGGACAUAAAAAACUGUUGUGUAUGAAAUAUGUUUUUGUGGAUGUUUGUUGAAAUGCCUUUUUUUCCAGGUGCGGUAGUCCUAAUUUGCCUAAACAUUUUGGUUCCUAAGACCGGCCCAGACAACAUUCUAUUUAAAUAGAAUUCCUGAUCAGAUUUGUCUAUUUUAGAAAUCCUCAACCUCAGGGUUUUACAAAGAUAAACAGAAAAAACGUAGAAAAAAACAUAAUUGUUCAAGGGGUCAGGGGUUUUCUUGUCUGAUUUCCUAGACCAAUGCAGUAGUAGUACUUUUAAAUGUUAAAAAAAAUAACGGGUGCGCUAGUUUUGCCAACCGGGAUGGGCCAGCACUGCGUUUGCAUGUUUUGCUAUGUUGGUCCGUCGUGCCGGUAAUACCGGCACACCCCAUUGUCGAUUAACAUGACAGCGGGAAGGAAUGUGCGUGUGUAUCUUGCUCAACAGUAGACCGUGGACUGUAUUGGGGGCUUCAGCGCGCGCUCACUUGAUGGAUCUGACGUGGGAGCAAAACGUCAUCGGUGUCUCUCUGUCGUUGGGUCUCCGUUUCUGCUCAAAUUGACGCAAUCAAUAGUGGUGAAUGACUGACAUGGCUGGUUGCUAGUACCGAGGAUGAAUACUUAACAGAGAUAACUGUGGGGGGAGGGGAUACACCCAGCUCUGUCUGUUUGAUUGGCUGUUCAGAUUGCUGUCGUUGUAUGGUUGUGUGAAACUAGUGAGUGACUAUAUGCACCGUCUCCCCCUUGGUGGCCCGACAGUGAAGGGGGGGGGGGGGGGGGUUUACCGUUUUGCAGAUGUGGAACAUUUCCGAGUUUAGAAAGUAAAAGACCUCAUAGGUUCCCUGUGCUACAACAAUUGAUGGAGCUUUUGUGAUUCUGUGUGUUUAUGAUUAAUUCAAUAAUAAGUGGCUGUAGCAUUGGGGUCGACACCCCAAAGACACAGGAGAACUUUUACUUUAAAAGCAGGAUGUUGCUAUUCUGGAGGGCUGUAAGAUCACUAGCUUCAUAAUCAUCUGGUAUUGUGCUUUAAGAGUAUGUGGUUGCUCUAUCAACAAAACAAUUUCAUAUGUUCUACAAUAUCAGGCCUCAAAAUUAUGUUUUUGAGCCAUCUGACGUUUGGGUUGUGUUUUUGAACCUGUGUACUAUUAUUAUUAUUAUUAUUGUUGUUAUUGUUGUUACUAUUGUUAUUAUGAUUAUUACCGAAAUGCUGCUCUCUGCUUCUUGCAACUGGAAGUAAAAUGUCUUGCAAACAA
Messenger RNA from Gadus morhua (Atlantic cod), 4756 nucleotides. RefSeq names its product zf-DHHC domain-containing protein. The record is from RefSeq and is a predicted model, not a curated record. NCBI's taxonomy places the organism in Eukaryota, Metazoa, Chordata, Actinopteri, Gadiformes, Gadidae. Bases 435 to 1397 code for a protein of 320 amino acids. The transcript has 9 exons. Gene Ontology annotation, molecular function: palmitoyltransferase activity.